Porites lobata is the source of this 324-nucleotide messenger RNA. The record is from the annotation of a GenBank genome assembly. Lineage: Eukaryota; Metazoa; Cnidaria; Anthozoa; Scleractinia; Poritidae.
GUUUUCUUUAGCGUGAUUUUCCUUCUCAGUGGGUGUGUAAUAAUAGCUUCAUGCCACAAAAAGACGAGAGAACGAAACUCAAGAGAAAUUGUCGUCUCUUAUGUACCUGAUGAAGACUUGGAAAAAUCACCUGCUCCCAUACUUCCUUAUUUUCCGCCGUUUGGCGAUGCUUCAUCGUCACAAUUGCCUGAUUACUUCACUGCAGUUCAAAACAUACCUGAAGUUUCAUGGCAACCGAAUGAGGAAUUGUGGACGGAAGAUAUUGAUGGCUCUGAUGAUGAAAAUGAAAAGCCUCCAUGUUAUGAACAAGCUCUUACUAUGUAA